Drosophila bipectinata is the source of this 1888-nucleotide messenger RNA. It is a transcript of the gene Gmppb, whose product is annotated as GDP-mannose pyrophosphorylase B. Gene Ontology annotation, molecular function: mannose-1-phosphate guanylyltransferase (GTP) activity; GTP binding. The record is from RefSeq and is a predicted model, not a curated record. Gene Ontology annotation, cellular component: cytoplasm. Gene Ontology annotation, biological process: GDP-mannose biosynthetic process. Lineage: Eukaryota; Metazoa; Arthropoda; Insecta; Diptera; Drosophilidae.
CUCUAUUAUUUACUUUUUUUGUACUUCCUCAGAAAAGAACCGCAAAAUAUAGUUACAAAGACAAAACUACACCUGUGUAGAUCUCUGUUGGAGCGAAUAACAAACGUCAACUGAGCAAACAGCUGGACAAACACUUGCUAGGAAUCUAUUGGGUCUCACUGGGUAGUAACACGUAUAUACUGGCGGCGAAAUCUCUUAUCAGCCGAGCCCAAGAACAAAAACAAAAGAAACAACAGGCGAGAGCGGUAAGGUGAGUUCUUAGAAAGCGGAAUCGAAUACACGCUGAGCAGGAGCAAACGAAAGCGCCGAGCAUUCGACGUUGGAACUCUGACGUGUCACUCGAAUACAUUCAACUGCAGCGCCACCCGGUUACGGCGGAUCGCAUAACGGAGCCAAAACAAUGUGCGGGUCUCCCAAUACGGCGGUGGGCACUGGAACAAGGGCCUUGAUCCUGGUGGGUGGCUAUGGCACCCGUCUGCGUCCCCUUACCCUCAGCACUCCCAAGCCCCUGGUGGAGUUCGCCAACAAACCGAUUCUCCUGCACCAACUGGAGGCCCUAGUGGACGCUGGAUGUCGUCAGGUAAUUCUAGCCGUCAGCUAUCGGGCGGAGCAAAUGGAAAAAGAGCUCAAAGUGGAGGCGGACAAACUGGGCGUAGAACUGAUCUUCUCGCAUGAGACCGAGCCUCUGGGAACUGCCGGACCUCUGGCCCUGGCUAAAUCCAUUCUAUCCGCCAGCACCGAGCCAUUUUUCGUCCUCAACUCCGAUGUCAUCUGCGAUUUUCCCUUCAAGCAGCUGGUGCAGUUCCAUCGGAAUCACGGAAAAGAGGGCACCAUAGUGGUCACUAAAGUGGAGGAGCCAUCCAAAUACGGCGUUGUGUUGUACGACGAGAACGGCUGCAUUAAGAACUUUAUCGAGAAACCGCAGGAGUUUGUCAGCAACAAAAUCAACGCCGGCAUCUACAUCUUUAAUCCCUCCGUGCUCGAAAGAAUCGAGGUGAAGCCCACCUCCAUUGAGAAGGAAGUUUUCCCGGCCAUGGCCCAGCAGCAGGAGCUGUAUGCCAUGGACCUGACCGGUUUCUGGAUGGACAUCGGACAGCCAAAAGACUUUCUAACCGGCAUGUGCCUCUAUUUGAGUUCGCUGCGCCAGAAACAGUCGUCAAAGCUGUACACGGGCCCCGGAGUGGUGGGCAACGUGCUCGUGGACCCCACUGCCAAGAUCGGCGAGGGCUGUCGCAUAGGACCGAAUGUCACCAUUGGACCGGGCGUGACCAUCGAGGAUGGAGUGUGCAUCAAACGGUCCACCAUCUUGAAAGGCGCCAUUGUCCGAUCACACUCCUGGCUGGACUCCUGCAUCGUCGGAUGGCGCUCCACGGUUGGCCGGUGGGUGCGCAUCGAGGGCAUCACAGUGCUUGGCGAGGAUGUGAUCGUCAAGGAUGAGCUGUACAUCAACGGCGGCCAAGUGCUGCCCCACAAGAGCAUCGCAGCCAGUGUGCCCGAGCCCCAGAUCAUAAUGUGAGCCCGAGGCGAGGACAGUUUCUGUAAAUACGAUAUUGUUUCGUUCAGUUGCCGGUUCGGUAUUCAAUGAGGGUGCCUUCAGCUUCAAUGUCACUGGAUGUCCUAGAGUUUAAGCCUAUGUCUUGCAAUAUUCACACGAUAAUCAGAUACAAUGAGAAACAUUUCCAACACCUAGCUUUGCUACCUAUACUUAUAAACUAAGGCUCAAUUUCCUUCUCCAAAGAAGGUAUCUAUAAAGUUUGACUUUUGUCUGAGCUUAAGGCCACCACCAGCCAGACCCUUUUCUACUUUGGUAAGUGGAGCAUAAGUUUAAUUUUAAUUCUAAAGUUUAGUAAAAAUAUACUUACGUACGUCUGUACGACAAUAAAUUAUA